This is a messenger RNA of Plasmodium vinckei vinckei, 4710 nucleotides long. RefSeq names its product histone deacetylase, putative. NCBI's taxonomy places the organism in Eukaryota, Apicomplexa, Aconoidasida, Haemosporida, Plasmodiidae. The transcript has 2 exons. The record is from RefSeq and is a predicted model, not a curated record. Bases 1 to 4710 code for a protein of 1569 amino acids.
AUGAUGAAAAUUAGUAAAGAUAAACGAAAUAUACGAUAUGAAUAUGAAUUAGACAAAUUAAAAAAAAGAAAAAAAGAUAAUAUUUUAAUUUUAAAUAUAAUAAAUAACAAGAUAAAUUAUAUUUGCUAUAUAUUAAAAAGUGAUUAUAGAAAUAUAUUAAAUGACAUAAAUUAUGAGAGUAAAAAUUCAAUAGAAACAUGUUUUUAUUAUUCAAAAGCUUAUAUAACAUUUUUACUUUUAUAUUACCCAUAUAUUCAUAAUUAUAUAAAAUGUUUAAGAAAUAAUAAUUUAAGAAUAUAUAAAAAUUUUUAUAAGCAUAUAUUAAAAUUGCCAAAUAAUUUUUAUACAUUAAUAUUCAAAUUAAAAAUACUAGAUAUAAUAAAAGAAAAUAAAUGUUCAUUAAAUUCGAGUAAUGAUAUAAAUUAUAUAAAUAAGAAUACCCAAGAAUUUGGUAGUAACACAUUUUUUGAAAAUACAAAUAAAGGAUAUAGUAACAAUAGUUACAUUGAUAAUAAUGUAGGAGGUGUAGCUAAUUUUUAUAAAAAUUCGCCUUCAUCUUCCCAACUUGUAUUAAAUACUCCAAAUUUUUAUGACAGCUUUUCAAAAAAUAAUUUUAUAAAACUAUUAUUUUCCAGAAUUUAUAAAAAAAAAUAUCAUAAACCAAUAAUAAAAAUACUUGAGCUUAUCUUAUUUUAUCACUCCUUACCGUCUUUUUCAUUUUCACAUAAAUUUUUUCAAAAAUAUCAUAACAAAAAAAGAAAUAAUGGAACAGAUUGCAAGCAAUAUAAAUUUAGUAAAAAUAAACAUUUUAAAAAAUUAUAUUUCAAAACACCGUUUUUUAAGCAUGUUAUUAUACCGACUGUCUAUUUAAAUGAGGAUUGUAAAAAUGUGGACAUGUUAGUUAAAAAAAAACUUGUUAAAAUAAAAAAAAAAAAAAUAAGAAAUAAAAAGAAAAAAAAAAAAAAAAAUUUGGCAGCAAAGGUAGAAGAAGAGAAUUCUGAUGAUUCAUUAACAGAAAAUACUGGAAGUGAUAUUAGUGAAAAAAGUUUAAGUUGUUUAAGUAAUUCAGAAGAUGAAAGGGAAGUGAAUGAAUUUUUAAAAAAAGAAUUUAACUAUGAUAUUAAUCAAAAUAAAAACAACAAACCUAAUGAUACUAACUCUUUUAACAAUUAUAAUGGACAAGGUGAAGAAACAAUAUCAAAUGAUAUUAUAAAUGAUGAUCAAAUAAAUGCUUCAUCAGUUUUAGAUUCUACACAUAACGAAAAUGUAUAUACGACCAAAAUAAACCCUCAAAAUGGAAAUAAUGAUGAGGGGAAAUUUUCACAAACAAAUGAUAUAUCUGAUAAUUUUAUAAAAUUUUUAUAUAAUUAUAAAAAAAACAAUAAAUCAUUAAAAAAUAUAGAAUUACUAUAUGGGAAAUACGUACUUGAUGAUAUACAAAAUUUUAUAUUAUAUAGAAAAAGCAAAGAAGAAUUUAAUAAUAACACUAAAAAUAAUAGCAAUAAUCAAAGAAAAAAAAAAUAUAUUUAUCAAGUUUGGAAAGAUUUAAUAAAUUUUGAUGAUGCUGAUGAUAAUAAAAAUACUUUAAUACAUAAAGCUUGUUUAGUUUCAAAUAUAAAUAUAAUAUUUAUUUUAUUAAAUUUAAAUGUCAAUCUAAUUGUUUAUAAUGAUAAAUCAGAACUCCCUUUACACUGUACUAUAUAUGGAACUAAUAAAUACAUCUUCUUAUUACUUCUUCACAAUACUAUUGAAUAUAUAUUUUUUUAUUACAUAAAAUUGCUUGAGGAUAAAAAAAAUGAAAAGAAAAAAAAAACGAUAAAUAAUCAAAAUGGCAAAACAAGCACAGUUGGCAAUUCUAAUACCAUGAUAAAUAAUAAUGAAGAAAGCGACGACAAUCAAAAUGGAGUGCAAAAUAUAAACGAAGUUAGUGAUAAAACAGAUAUAACAAAUAAUGAUAUAGAAAAUGAUCAAAGUGCUAUUCAAAAUUCUCAUAUGAAGAAUAAACAAAAAAAUAUAUAUUAUAUAAAAAAUAAUUUUUUCUACCACAAAAAGAUAAAUAAUAAAUUUGUUUGUACAAUUGUAAAGUUAUAUUUAAGUUUAUUUGUAAAAAUUAUUGAAUUAGGAAAUUAUGAAUUUUUAAAGAUUAUGUUUAAUUAUAAUAAGCAUAUAUUUUGUUAUAUAUUACAAAACCAAGAAAUGUUGCAUUUUCUUUGCUCCUUUGCUCGUAUGUAUAAUUCUCUAAAUUUGUUUAUUAAAUUUUGUAAUAACAUUUUUUCUUUUGAUAUUGUUAAGGAAAAUAAAAAAAAUCCCAAAAAACGAUCUAAUACUGAGGCAGAAUUUAUUGAAGAGGAAAACGCUAGUAAAAAAAUGAAGUCUGGCAUAACUAUUGAUACAGAUAAUAUCGAAACGGAGCAAUUUGAUUCUGUUUCUGUAAACAUAAAUGAAGGGGAGAAUAAAAAUAGUAUAAUAAAAUUAUCCCAAAAUGGUGGAGGAAAAAAAAAAGAUUUUAUAAAUAAUUAUGUGAUAAAAAAACAAACAGAUAAAAGAAAUAUGAUAGAAAUAUUUUACUCACAUGAAUGUGCUAAACAUAUAUUUGUCCCUGAACCAACUGAUUAUCCAUAUAUGCGAAAUCGAAUUAAAAAUAGCAUACCCGAAAAUUCAACAAGAUUAGAUGUUUUAAUAUCUAAUAAACAUGGAAUAUUAAAAUUAAAUACUUUUGUAAAUUUUAAAAUUAAAAAAAUUCAAAGAAAAGCUACAGCAUUAGAUGUUUUAAGAGUGCAUGAUGUAUCAUAUAUAAAGAUGUUGUUACAAAAAAUGAAAAAAUUAAAUUACUACAAUACUAAUGAUAAAUUUGAUAACUUUUUAGAACCUUCAAAAAAAAACAUUAAAAAUUAUUUAGUAUUGCCUGAAUAUUAUAGUGAAUCACCAAAUAAUGACAAUAUCCCAGAUCAUAUCAAAAUGUUAAAAAAUAAUAAUAUUAUAAGUAGUAUGUAUGAAGGAAAUCUAAGUAGUUCUACUAACCACAGGGAUAAUAAUAAUGGCCCAUCUGAUAAUUGCAUUGACAAUUGUGAGGUUAAAAAAAGUGGCUAUAAUGGAGUGUAUGAAAAAGAAUUAGAUAGUGGUAUAAACAGUAGUAAUAAUAUAACUGAGGGAAAAAUAUCGAGCUAUAAUAGUAGCAGCAUAACUGCAAUACAAAGCCCAGAAAAAAAAUUGAUCACCAAAAAAUAUAGCAGCAAUAAUAGUAUUUUUAAAGAGAAAUAUGAUAAACUAGUUUUAAUAGAUAGUGAUACAUUUGUUAAUAAACAUUCAUUUAAUUGUGCAUUAAAUGCAAGUGGUGUUGUUUUAAAUGCUGUUGAUUAUAUAUCGUCAAAAAAUUAUAAAAAAAAUAAAAAAAAAAUAUUUUGUGUAGUAAGACCACCAGGACAUCAUCUUGGGACAUUUGGCGCAGCUCAAUUUAAUCAAACAGAUGAAGAUAAAGCAGCAGGUAGUCAAGGUUUUUGUUUAAUAAAUAAUAUUGCUAUAGGUAUAUCAUAUGCAAAAUAUAAAUAUGAAAAAUAUGAAAGAAUAGCAAUAAUAGAUUUUGAUGUACACCAUGGGAAUGGAACAGAACAAAUUAUAAGAAAUAUCGGAUUAAAAAAAAUAAAAAUUAAUGACUACAUUGAUAUUUAUAGUUGGAAAGGAUGGAAAGAUAAAAAUGAUAAGAAAAAUAUAUUUUUUAGUUCUAUACAUGCAUUUGAUGGUUAUUUUUAUCCCGGAACAGGUUAUGAUACUGUUGAGUUAGAACCAUAUAUAAUAAAUGUAACAUUAAAAAAAAAUAUGGAUGAAAAUGAUUUUUUACAGUUAUUCCAUAAUAAUAUAUUAAUACAUUUAUACCAUUUUAAGCCUGAUCUAUUAUUUUUAUCAGCUGGUUUUGAUGGGCAUAAAUUAGAUUAUGUAAACAAUGGAUUUGUUAAGAAAAAUACAUCAACAUAUUUUUAUCUAACUAAUCUUAUUCUUUCAUUACAAAAUAAAUUACAUUUUCCUAUUAUUAGUGUUUUAGAAGGUGGAUAUAAUACAUCAAAUGAUAUGGCAUCUGUUUUUAGCUUAUCAGUCCUUGAACAUAAUUUAUCUUUUUAUUACAACGACAUAUCAUUUUUAUCACGUAGAAAAAAAAACAAAUCGAAAACUAAUAUCAUCGAAAAAAAAUGUACAAAGAAAGGAAAGAAAAAAAAUGUAUUAAAAUUUCCACAUAUAUGUUUAGGAAAAAGCAAAAUGGAAGACAUGUUUAAAAAUUAUUUUUCCGUUUUUAAAGAAAAAACCAAAGAAACUGCAAAUUUAAAUUUAACAAAUAAAGUAGUUGAAUAUCAUAAAUAUAUUAAAGAGUAUGAUCAAAAAGAAAAUGAAAUGAAAAAAAAAAUGUCAAAAUUUUUAAACAAAAAUAAAUUAUAUUUUCAAAAUAUCCUAAAUGAUACUAAUUUACUUUCUACAAGUAUAAAUAUAAAACUACCAUUCGAAUCAUAUUUUUAUCAAGUUUUAUCUCUUUUAAAAAUCAAAUUUAAAAAUAAAAAAUGUUUAAAAAAAAAAAAACAGUUAUUGUCACAAGACGCUAAUCGAUAUUUCUCUAUUUUGAACAACCCUUCCGACAUUCACAAUUUAAAAGCUGCCUAUAUUCAACAGCAUCCCGAUACAAAAUUUGAGUUAAAUAAUUUAUGGAAUCACCUAAAAAAUUAA